This is a messenger RNA of Alternaria conjuncta, 636 nucleotides long. RefSeq lists its product as uncharacterized. NCBI's taxonomy places the organism in Eukaryota, Fungi, Ascomycota, Dothideomycetes, Pleosporales, Pleosporaceae. Bases 1 to 636 code for a protein of 211 amino acids. The record is from RefSeq and is a predicted model, not a curated record. The transcript has 2 exons.
AUGGGUACAAUUCAGACGAACAUUUCUGAUCCAUGCGCAGCAUUGAGGCUGUAUCGGAAGAAAUUCGAGGACGCAGAAGCGCUCUUCGACAGCGGCGAUAUAGCUGGCUGCAUAUUGGCAGCUCAGCGCAACAUAACUAAUACGGUACGGCGGGCAACGGAAAUGAAUGAUGCCGAUUCGCUCGCUGCCCUACAAGAUCUCCGUGAGGAGCUUGACUGGUUGGCUGAGCAGCGAGACCAAUAUCUCCAGGAACACAGAGCAUGGAUGCUUGAACAAGAGGGAGAGGACGAUGACGCCGAGACGGACUCGGAAGGAGAUGGAGUUGAGUUGGACGACAGCGAGGAGGAGGCGGAGAUGGAAGCCAAGGACGUUGAGUUAGGCGAGAGUAACGCGUUGAUGGGAGGUGGGGACACUCAACACCUUCCGAUCCGCGGACCACAAGCUCCCACGGCAAGCCUCGUAGUCAAUCGAGAGGACGAGCGUUCUGCCAUUCUUGCAGCGACCGCCUUCCUUUUCGAAUGCCAGUCGUACAUACCGGGGCAUAUGCAAGGUCAGUAUAUCCAGGCGGUCCUGGAACUUCAGGAAGCUGCCAUGCGCACCAUCAACAGCAUGUCUUCCACAGCUUCCGCAGCUUAA